AUGCCGGCUCAGGUAGUCGCAUCACUUGCCAUCGACUUGUCCCAUUUAUUAUCAGACACAUCCCUCGCAGACAUUAAGAUCGAAGUAGGAAGCGGGACGGACAAGAAAGUGUUCUAUGCGCAUGCGGCUGUACUUUACACGCGCUGUCCAUACUUUAGAACAAAGGCGCUUGAACAUGGAUCAAAGUAUGCGAAUGCCGGGUCGAGAAUGGGAGAAACUUUUAUCAGAAUUGAUGAUAUCAGACCAAACAUUUUUGAACACAUUCUAAAUUAUAUCUACACAGACUCAACUCCCUCAACUGACCUUUCCCCAGAUGAUCUUUUGACUCUUUUGGCCGCAUGCACCAGAUUCUCUCUUAUCUUACUUAUCGCAUCUAUACAAACGAUCCUCGUCGACCACCAUUCUUCGUAUCUUCUCUCUCACUUUUCACAAAUCGAUGUCCUCUCCACGACGAAUAAAAACUUUUCCAUCCUCCGCAGAUACUGUCAAAACACGGUCAAGCGUCAUCCGACAACCAUAAUGAAAUCAGAAGGAUUCGUCUAUUUGUCCGAGGACAUGUUGAUCAAGAUACUAAAAAGUGAUAAAUUGACCAUGGACGAAACGGAGAUAUGGGAAUAUGUGUUGAGGUGGGCUACGGCUCAGGAGCCAGUGCUAUUGAUGGUAUCGUCUUGGUCUGCAAAGGAAUACGAACUACUAAAGGACACUUUGAAAAACAUUAUACCCCAUCUAAGAUUUUUCCAAAUGCCAUCUAAUCAAUUCUUGAUCAGAAGUCAAUUAUUCCAAUACGUACUUCCGUACGAUUUAUUCAUCGAUGUAUAUAAUUAUCACACUCAAAAUUCAUACACUCCUUUAUCACCCAUAUUGCCGCAAAGGCAGCAAUCAAAGAAGAGGAACGUUACCUGGCAUCACUCAAUUGACGGCGAGUACGACGACAGUACAAACAAAGAAGUCACACCGCCGCUACCAUCUUCACCACCAACAGCAACAUCACCCCUUGAAUCACCAUCCAAGAAAAACCACCUCGACUCGCUGUUGAUGACACCCACACACGCAAACUAUCUUGCAUCUUGCAUUUUUCAACACACUCAAACCAACAACUCGACAACGAAUAAGCCAACCCCAAAUACACUCUACCGCUUCCGACUGUUGUACCGCGCAUCUAUACACUCUUUUUCCGUUUCAGCGUUUCACCGCCUGUGCGACCGACGAGGACCGACGGUAACAAUUGCACGGAUACGCGAUUCUUCAGAUAUAGUUGGCGGAUAUACGGAUGUCUCGUGGCAAUCGUCCAAAAAGGGAUCGUUCAAAGAAUCGAACGACUCGUUUAUAUUCUCGUUUGAUAAGGGGGAUGCGAAAAAAGCACAAGUCCGAUGGGUCAAGAAAUCGGAGAGACAACGAGCGGUCUGGGUAGGACGAAAUCGCGGUGUUGUCUUUGGAGAUGGAUAUGAUCUUGCCAUGGGUAUUGAUGAGAACGAUGAGGAAUGGGUUGAAGUUGGAGAUGGCGACAUUGUCGCGAACGCGUCAGAGGAAGAGCGAGAAAUGGAAAUCGGUGACGGGCACAAGCAUGAGGGGAAAUCGUUGAGUAGGAUGUGGAAUAAAAGUAAAAAGGAAAGUGACAAGGAAUUGGGUAGAAUGUGGAUGUGUAGUCCGUCUGCGUAUGAUGGAACGAUAAGGAGCGAGGCUGGUGUGUUUGCUGUCGAUGAGAUUGAAGUGUUUCAGGUGGUGAAGAAGAAAAUGAAGAGCAGUAGUCGAUUGUACAGAUAA
This is a messenger RNA of Paraglomus occultum, 1764 nucleotides long. Lineage: Eukaryota; Fungi; Glomeromycota; Glomeromycetes; Paraglomerales; Paraglomeraceae. The record is from the annotation of a GenBank genome assembly.